Messenger RNA from Bombus huntii, 4865 nucleotides. It is a transcript of the gene sona, whose product is annotated as A disintegrin and metalloproteinase with thrombospondin motifs 4. Lineage: Eukaryota; Metazoa; Arthropoda; Insecta; Hymenoptera; Apidae. Gene Ontology annotation, molecular function: metalloendopeptidase activity. The record is from RefSeq and is a predicted model, not a curated record. Gene Ontology annotation, biological process: proteolysis. The coding region runs from base 1570 to 3864 and encodes 764 amino acids. The transcript is spliced from 17 exons.
UAUUUGUCGUGCUUGAAUUUAAUGAUAUUUUUUGUAGCCUUCUACAAAUUAUGAUCAAAUAGUUCUAGUAGUAGUAUACAUAGAUUAAGCCAUCAUCAUUAAUUUCGUCAUUUGAACACAUUCAAACGAUGAAAAGGGAUUAAUUUUUUUUGGUGGAGGCAGUAGAAUGUUAUCUUAAUUAUUUUAUAAUUAUUAUCUGUUAUUAGUAUCUAUAUAAAUGACACUAUUUUUUCAUGUACGAUUGAGAUAUUUUUGUUAAGAUAAAUUAAAAAAAUCUAUGUUGUUUAAGAUUUCGAAAAUUUAUGAAAUUAAAAUUUAAAAAAACAAAAUAUUUAUAUUUUUAUUCGAACGUCGUUUGAAAGCGUUACAUUUUCAGAUCAAUUGUUUUUGAACGAUAACACAUUGUACCUUUUACUACAAAAAAAGUAAUGCAAGCUGAUUUCGAUGAUAGAUUAAUCAUUCGUUAUGAUUUGAUUAAUUAAUGUCAGGCUUCAAAAUUAGUUCAAUGUUAGUUCAUGUUUAUCACUUUCGAACUCGUGUUAAAGAAAAUCUAAUUUUAUAUUUAAGAAAAACCAUUUAUUCCUAAUUUCUCACAUCAUGCUCUAUCUCUUACCUUUAACGAGUUAGUACAAGUAUUAUAACAAUAAAUCUUUAAUGCAAUGUUGCAUAGAAUUUUUCAAAUCUCGAAUAAGAUUAGAACUUAACCAUUCUUCAUAUUGAUUCAAACUUUCAAUAUAAAAUUAAAAAGUAUCUCAGUGUACUGCUGUAGGAAAAAAUCCAUCGAUAUCAACAACUUCGAAAGAAUUGCCCGUAAACUUGAUCACAGUACAAAGCCUCGAUCGUUUUCACUUUGUAAUAUCUUCCAUUUCAAGCCCGCGUUUUGUUUACUUAGGCGUCCUCGUACUUCGUCAAAUCGGCGGUGGCAGCUACCUGCUAUUGAAGGGGACAUAACGAACCAUAGUAGCGCAGUCAGCUGCGAAUCUCCGCGCGCGACGCACGUGAGACAUUGUUUUCUCCGGUUUUCGGCGUGCGACUUUUAUUUUUGGCCCGUUUGCCGCGUUUGCGUAAUCGGGAAGACAAGUUUUUUCGUAUCGAAACUGACGAAGAGACGCGUCUUCACUCGCGCACGUUUCUUUUUUUCUUUUUUUUUUUUUACUGAAAUUUGCUUUUUUUCCAUUGCAUUCGCGAACGUAAAAAUACAAAGGCAGAGGAAACGAGCGUCGAAAAGGAUCCGGCAGUGUGUUGAUGUGCAGUGAUCAGGAUAUUGGUGCGCACCGGAGUCUCGCCGGAAGUAAAGUCCUUUGAUUCGACGGCAGCUGAGGGAAGAUCGAGACGCGGUUCACCCUCGAUCCGUAUAGUAGCAAAUUUGAUUUUUUACGUCGUUGAUACGUGGGGUUGAAUUACCUUCUUCGUGGUUCCGUCGUCGUGACGACACCGAAGAUCUUCGACAGCCGCGAUGAUGGAAACAUGAGGGUUCUGGAAUAUCGUGCACUCGAUCGACGCAGUUCCAAGCCUGUCGACCAUAAAUGACCGAUGUGACGCAGCCCAUCAGGAAUAUUUUCACGCAAAAUGAUUCGUGCCCUUGUCCUUCUCUGCAUGGCCGUUCUACCUCUUGUACGAUGCCACAAGAUCCACGAACACAUGACAAGGGAGGAGAUGUUAUCGGUGUUUCACACGGGACACGAGUCUGUACCGACGUACGAAGUUAUACCUGUGUUGCAUUCAAUGCACAAGAGAAGUACAGAGAAGCCGGAGAUACACCUGAAGGCCUUCGGCAAGGACAUCAGUCUGUCGCUGAAGCCUACGGAAGGGUUGCUGACAGCGAACCACUUGCCUAUGUGGACUGUCACGAAGAACGCGUCGCAACCUGGUGGCCUCCACUAUGAAAAGGUGACGAAUGCCGACGUAGAUAUCGGUGACAUCUAUCAAGACACGACGAACAUGGCGUCAAUUCUACUGCACCGGGACGCGAAUGGGAAAGUGCUCGUUGAUGGUAAUAUCGGUGCAGAACUAGUGAUUCGACCAUUGCCAGAUAGGAUAUUAAAUGAAGUAGUAAACAAGAACUCGAAUCUUCACGGAGAAGAGUUGCUGCCAAACGUAACGCGAAGUAAAGGGAACUUGAAGCGCACGAGCCAUCACGUGGUGUACAAGAAAGUGACUCGUCCAAACGGCGACGAGUACAGCGAUUUCACGCUGAUGGAGCCCGAUCACUUGGCCAAGAGGUACAGAUCGAAACGAUCGAUCGCCGCCAGAACAAAGAGGGAAGCACCGUAUGUGAUCUACCCGGAAAUCCUCUGCAUCGUCGACUAUGAUGGAUAUAGAUUACAUGGCGGUGAUAACGUGCAAAUCAAAAGAUACUUUGUGUCCUUCUGGAACGGAGUAGACCUAAGGUACAAGCUGUUAAAAGGGCCAAAGAUCCGCAUCAGUAUCGCUGGAAUCAUUAUAUCACGGGGCAGAGAUGCUACACCGUAUUUGGAAAGAAAUCGCGUCGGACGAGACGCGAUCGAUUCGGCAGCUGCGUUGACCGACAUGGGCAAAUAUCUCUUCCGAGAGAGACGACUUCCGGUGUACGACAUCGCCGUCGCUGUCACAAAAUUAGAUAUGUGCAGGAGGCAAUACGCGAAUGACGUGUGCAAUAGAGGAACCGCAGGAUUCGCGUAUGUGGGUGGAGCUUGUGUCGUGAAUAAGCGUCUGGAAAAGGUGAAUUCGGUCGCUAUUAUCGAAGACACAGGCGGAUUUAGCGGAAUUAUCGUUGCAGCCCACGAAGUUGGUCAUUUGCUGGGCGCAGUUCACGAUGGCUCACCGCCACCUAGCUAUCUCGGAGGACCAGGAGCCGAAAAAUGUCGUUGGGAGGAUGGCUACAUAAUGAGCGAUCUCAGACACACAGAGAAAGGCUUUAAGUGGUCCCAUUGCAGCGUAUCGUCGUUUCAUCAUUUCUUGAACGGCGACACAGCAACGUGUUUGUACAACGCACCUCACGAAGACGAAGCUCUUCCUAGAGUUUUACCUGGAAAGCUUCUUUCGUUGGAUGCGCAAUGUCGGAAAGAUCGUGGAACGAGCGCCUGUUUCAAAGACGACAGAGUUUGUGCUCAACUAUUUUGCUUUGACGCUGGCUCAGGAUAUUGUGUGGCAUAUCGUCCAGCGGCCGAAGGUUCUCCUUGCGGAGACGGUCAGUAUUGCCUAAACGGAAAGUGCGUGGCCGAACACGAAAAUAUUAUCCCAGAUUAUACGCAAAACAUUCCAACGUACGUGCGCCGAGAUAGCAGUUUCAACCCGACAGCCAACAAUCGGCCUCUGUAUGCUCAAUAUAACAACACAGACUACAGGUAUCCGUGGGAAUCGACGACAUACAGCACGCCACAAUCGAAAUUUAAAUACUCCUCGCCGUCGUCGAAUCUCUUCUCGUCGACGAGCAAUCCUUACAAACGCGUCACAUCGUUCGCCACUACCCCGGCGACCAAAUACACCUACACCACUGCCAGUUAUCUGUACGUCAAUAAAUACAAGACUAAAGUAAAUAUUAGUAACGAUGCUAGUUAUAGUAAGAACGGAUACGCUGGUGGUACUACUACUAGGAAUUAUUCGUACUAUACAGUUAGUCCGAUAUCAAAGAUCAACGAUCUGAAUUAUCCGAAAAUUAGCCCGUUCAGACAUAAGGGCACGGUGAGCAUGGUGUUAGCAACAGCAGACGAAAAGGAUCAGAACGGGCCUCAAAACGAUGCUCGCGAACCAGAGGACGAUGAGUGCACGGACGUGGGGUCAGAUUGCGCGGAGCUGAUUGACAGGCUGAGGACAUGGCUGUGCCAUUUGCAAUCUGUGAAAAGCCGCUGCUGCGCGUCCCUAAAGACGAUCUGCGCCGCUUGAUGUGCAACUUUGAACGUAGUCCUUCCUGUUCGUUAAGGAGUUCACGUGGCUACGCAUCCAGAGACCACCACAGAUCCGAAAUCGAACACUCGGCGCGCACUCAGCACGCGUUCAGCUCAUCGAGCAGACCAUAUUCUCCAUUGAGAGAUUGGGACUUAGACGAAUCAUGUGAUCUACGAUGUCGUUCGGUCAGCAUUAUCUUUAAAAGACGGACAUCUUACCAAGUUCUUAAAUGCGCUCCCGGUCGAAACCACAUGAAAAACGAAUGUAUAAUUCAAUUUAUUAAGUAGUUACAUAAUCUCACUGUGUUACCCAGAGUAUAAUUUCGUCCUUUCUACUUUCUCUUCUCUUUUUCUUGUCUUCUUUCUUUCUUCUUUUCUGAUGCAAUAAUUCCGCGAUACGAUAAUUGUUUACGAUAGUACCGCAGGAGCUUUGUACAGACAACAGGUGUGAAGUUAUAAAUACGUCGAGUACGAACAAAAAUGUUCGAUCAAUGUAUCUGAUAGAUUCGAUCGUAUAUUUAUUCGAUGCAUCGCGCGGGAGACUUUUGUGUUACGAUAGAAAUACGAUACAUGCGUAUUAGUACGAACGCGCAAGUGCACGCCAAAAAACGAGCUUCCCCUAAAAUAAUGAAAAUUAUAGUGCAAGGCAAAUAAAUGGUGAUUAUACGAUGGAACCGUGCGUUCCCUUUUUGCUAGUUUAUUUUUGUGAAUCUUUUAUACAAAUUAAAUCGCUAAACUGAGACAAUUUUCUUAAAAGAAUACUGAAAUUAUCUUUGGACUGUCUCUGAUAGUAUAGAUAUGUUUCAACUACUUAUAUUUUAUAUUAUUAUGUUUAAGUGUUGAUAAUUGGGAAAAGAUAAUUUAAUAUUUGUAGACAGUAUUCAUUCAUUGGAUAUAAUAUAUUGUGAUACAAAUGUACAUAUUUGAAAGACAAAUUUUAGAAAAUUUUCUCGUUUCUUUUUUUUGUAUAAUGUCAAUUUAAUAAAAUGAUCGACUAUA